Messenger RNA from Triplophysa rosa, 2350 nucleotides. Its product is annotated as myelin-associated glycoprotein-like. The record is from RefSeq and is a predicted model, not a curated record. NCBI's taxonomy places the organism in Eukaryota, Metazoa, Chordata, Actinopteri, Cypriniformes, Nemacheilidae. The transcript is spliced from 10 exons. Bases 76 to 1566 code for a protein of 496 amino acids.
GCUCGCCACAUCAUCUGCAUGCCAAAUUAGACCCAUUGAAGGACAAACUGUGAGGUACCGCGUUUUAAUGGAAAGAUGGUUUUCCAGAUCUGCUUUGUCGCAUUCAUUCUCUGGCUCAGAGCAUCAUCUGCACUUGAUGACGGAUGGAACGCCGAAAUACCAAGGUCCAUAGUGGGUCUGUCUGGCUCAUGUGUGGUGAUCCCCUGCAAGUUCAACUACCCAUCAGACGGAAGGACACACAAAGAAUUUACAGGAAUCUGGUUCAAUGAUAAAUCUGACAUAAUCUACCAUAAAGAGGCCUCCAAAAUAAUCAGAACAUUCAAGGGUCGCUCCAGUCUUGGCGAUCUGCGUCACAACAACUGCACUUUGAAAAUCAGCUCUUUACAACACAGCGACUCAGGAUCAUACAAGUUCCGGAUCGAGAUAAAAGAUUUCAACAAGGCCACAUUCUCGAAAAAUCCAGUUUCUAUUACAGUGAAAGAUUCACCAGACCUACCCACCAUCUCUGUGGAUGAGGAAGUGACAUCACAGAAAGAAGUGACCGCUACCUGUGCUGUGUCACAUUCCUGUCCGUCUGACCCGCCGCGUCUCACCUGGAGCCACAAAGGCAUAAAAACAAGUGACUCACAACCACAAAAGGAUGGCCAAUGGAAGUUAACAUCAUCUCUGACUUUCACACCAUCCAGAGAAGACCAUAAUAAACCUCUCAGCUGCUCCGCAGAGUUCACUCCAGCAAAGACAGCGUCCAACAACAAAAAGCUCAAAGUGAAAUAUCCUCCAUAUAACGUGAAUGUCCAGAGUAAAUCACAAGUGAAGGAGAAUGAAUCCGUUGAACUGAACUGCUCCAGUGACAGUAAUCCUCCUCCUGACAGCUUCCAGUGGUUCGGCUCAACUGGAUCUCUGCUGGAAAAUAGAUCCACAUAUAGACUUAAUCAUGUGACCCGUUAUACUGAAGCCAUUUCCUGCACCGCCACUAACACAGAGGGAAAAACCAGUUCAGCUCCUCAUAAGUUUAAUGUGUUGUAUCCUCCUGAGAUUAAAAACGGGUCUUCCUGUGAAUCACAGACUUUUGUAGUCUGUGUGUGUAUUGUGGACUCAAACCCUCCCAGUGAAGUCAAGUGGCUCGGUCCCUCGAGUGCUUUCCCCAGCUCCAGUGUUGAACAAAAUGGGUCUCUUACCAUAUUCACCCUACAGGGAUGGCUGGGUUUCCCAGACACCGUCCAUUGCUCUGCCAGUAACAGUGAAGGAAACUCUGUCAUGACUCUGUCAGUGCCGCAUCAUGGUUUAGUAAUAUAUCUUGCUGUUGCUACAGCUGCUGUUGUAGUUAUUUUAGUGGUCAUUUCAGCGUGUGUAGCCAAGAGACGCUGUGGGCGCAGAGAUGAACGACAGAAUGACCAGAAUAAAAUGAAGACAAUCCAAAAGUCUUGCUUUGACAGGGAGAAACAGAAACGCAAUGACAUUUACAUAAACCAAGAUAACCAGCGUGUUUGUACGAAUUAUGAAUGCAAUGACAGACGCCUGCCUUCUGUGCCUGAUGAAAAUGAAGCGGUCUACGCUAACACAUAAAAAAUAUAAGCAUUAUAUCUUUACGUAUUGUAUCCAAAUGCCUAUUUCUGAUGGUUCUACACUUACAUUGUAAUGGUAUGUUGUUAGUUCCUUUCGAAAGGCAUAUGCACAAAAAUAUAAGCAGUAAAAAUAAUAAUGGAAAUGAUUAGUUAAAGAUAUUUAAGAUAUACGACUUUUUGACGAACUAAUCAACAUUGGCCCCCACUGACUUCCUCUGAAUGGACACAAAAACAUUUCUCAGAAUAUCUUCUUAUGUGUUCUGCAGAACAACAUGAGGGUGAAUAAAUUAAUUUAAUGAAUUCAUUCAGUAAUUUACUAUUCCAUGGUGUAUAAAAGUGUAUUACAAAGGUAAAGCAAUACUUCACGCCAUGUAAAUACUUCAUGUAAUAAUAAGCAAUCUAUGCUCUAUUAUUUCUAAUUCAGUAGAUAGAAAAUUAAACACAAAUAACAUAUUUCAGAGUGUAUUGUUGUGUAUGUGUUGAUUAAGUUCCUUAAUUCUAUAUCCAUAUUCUAGAUCAUAUCAAGCUAAAAAUAUGUUCGAUUUGGUUUACUAACCCUCAUACAAACUUGCAGACAAAAGUAGAUUUUUAUGCUAAUGAGCUGUGAUAUAUAAAUGGUCCUUAAAGCAUUUUUGAUAAUGUGUAAACAAGGACCCCUAGUGGUCACUGGAGGAAAGGUUUGGCAUGGCUGUGCCCUGAACAGACAGCUGCUGCAAACCUUUGGAUGCCUUUAGUCACAACGUAAUUUCUGUACUUACAAUUGUGUUAUUCUGAAGUUUGAUGUG